Daphnia pulex (common water flea) is the source of this 2433-nucleotide messenger RNA. RefSeq names its product glutamate receptor ionotropic, NMDA 2D-like. Gene Ontology annotation, molecular function: NMDA glutamate receptor activity; transmitter-gated monoatomic ion channel activity involved in regulation of postsynaptic membrane potential. NCBI's taxonomy places the organism in Eukaryota, Metazoa, Arthropoda, Branchiopoda, Diplostraca, Daphniidae. Gene Ontology annotation, biological process: modulation of chemical synaptic transmission; synaptic transmission, glutamatergic; monoatomic ion transport. Gene Ontology annotation, cellular component: postsynaptic membrane; plasma membrane. The record is from RefSeq and is a predicted model, not a curated record.
AUGCAGCUAAAUAUUCUGGAUAUGGUAUACGAAACGUUCCUGAAGCGCAACGUCUCGGCCAUCCUGUUCCUGUCCAACACGGAACUGUACGGACGUAACAUUGCGGCCGCCCAGUACUUCCAGCAGUUGACCAACUACUUGCGAAUUCCUGUCGUCGCCUGGAAUGCCGACAACUCCGGAUUAGAAAAGGUACAAUCAAUGCUGCUGGAUUGUAUGGCAUCGCGAUUAUUUCGGAUUAUUUUCGAUCGAAUUAAUUCUUCCGACACACAUCCGAUUCCCUUUGAACCAUCGUCGUCGUCGUCGUCCAUCCAGCGUGAUGCCAUUAAGCUUAGACUAAGGUCGCGUCAAGACUGUGUUCAUUUCGAGACGACGGACAACCAGCUGACCAAGAGCAUAUCAACUGUUCUCAAAGUUUUUGUCAAUGGAGUGGAGGGCUUUCACCGCGAGUCGAAUGCAUCGACCCUGCUCAGCCCCAAGGUUUCCUGUGAAGACUCGACAUCCACGUCAUCUCGUUGGGCUCAAGGCGAGCAGCUCUUCAAAUAUCUUCAAAAUGUGCGGAUUGAUGUCGAUCCUGGCAGGCCGUCGCUGGAAUUCGACGCUGACGGUACCCGCAGUUCAGUCGAGCUGACGAUUGUCAAUUCACAACCGAGUAAUAGCGGUGGAUCCGGUAGAGAACUUCUGUGGAGACAAAUUGGCCAUUGGCAGUCGUGGAAGAAGGAUGGACUCGAUAUCCAAGAUAUCGUGUGGCCCGGUCACAGUCACGUACCAUCACCUGAAGACGGUCCUGACAAGUUCCACUUGAAAGUUGCCUUUUUGGAGGAGCCGCCGUUCAUCAGCAUCGUGCCGCCUGAUCCGGUUAGCGGUCGCUAUCCUGUCAGCCAUGGAGUACCUUGUCGCGUGGGCAACCAUGUUCCGCUGAACGGGGAAACUGGUCCGGGGCUGUUUCCAGCACGAAACGUGACGCAAUGUUGUUCCGGCUUCUGCAUCGAUCUGCUUGAGAAGUUCAGCGACGAUCUCGGGUUUACUUACGAACUCAUCAGAGGGGACGACCCAAAGUUCGGCACUCAUGUGAAUGGAAGGUGGAACGGGCUGAUGGGAGCGCUGGCCAAUCGCAGAGUGGAUAUGGUCAUGACAUCUCUGACAGUCAACGCCGAGCGGGAGCACGUCGCUGAUUUCUCAAUUCCUUUCAUGGAGACGGGCAUCGCUAUUUUGGUGGCCAAGAGGACCGGCAUCAUUUCGCCAACUGCAUUUCUAGAGCCGUUCGAUACGGCGUCUUGGCUUCUCGUCGGCGUCGUUGCCUUUUAAGUAGCCGCCCUGGCCAUCUUCCUCUUCGAGUGGCUCUCUCCGUCCGGAUAUAACAUGCAGUUAUGCGUUCCGACCAAUCAGCGUUUCUCGCUUUUCCGGACCUACUGGCUCGUCUGGGCCAUCCUUUUCCAGGCUUCUGUCAACAUCGACUGUCCAAAGGGGUUCACAUCGAGAUUCAUUUCCAACGUCUGGGCCACAUUCGCCGUCGUGUUUCUGGCCAUUUACACUGCCAGUCUGGCGGCCUUUAUGAUCACUCGCGAAGAGUUCUACGACCUGAGUUGCGUCGAAGACCCAUGGCUGAUGAGCCCCAAGAGUCACGAGCCGCCGUUCCGCUUUGGCACCGUGUCCAACACUCACACGGAGGCGACCAUUCUCCGGCACUACAAGGAGAUGCACUACCACAUGCGAAACUACAAUCUCAAUGAAAUUCGAGCCGGAAUCGAAGCUGUCAAACGAGGUGAAUUGGACGCUUUUCUUUACGACGGCGCAGUGCUAGACUAUUUGGUGGCCCAGGACGAAGGUCGUCUGUUAACCGUCGGCUCGUGGUACGCCAUGACAGGUUACGGUGUCGCCUUCCCUUGCGGCUCCAAACAGUAUGUGGCACCUUUCAACGAAAAGCUGCUGGAAUACAUUGAAAACGGCGACGUCGAUCGUUUGCGUCGCUUCUGGUUAACCGGCGUCUAGCCAUACAAGGAGGAGUGCCAGUUUUCCGAGCCGCUGUCAACCGAGCAAUUUCUGUCCGCCUUCUUGUUGCUCCUCUCGAGCAUCGGACUGGCCUUUCUCCUCCUCUGUCUCGAGCACAUUUACUUUCACUCCAUCCGCCCCCAUCUGACAUCACCGACGACCGGCGCUUGCUGAUCUCUCAUUUCGAUUAACAUGGGCAAGUCGCUGACAUUCCGGGACGCCGUUUUCGAAACGCAGGACAGAUUGAAAUCGCAUCGUUGCCGCGACGCCAUCUGUCGCUUGCAUUUGCGAAGACUGAAUCUCCAGCUGGAUGUAACGCGGAAGAGGAUCCGCCAACUGGAGAAGCAACUCGGCGGCGGCAGCAACUGACGUAAUUGGCUGUGGGCGUCACCGUUGGUUCGUUCUCAUUGACCUUUUGAUGUAUCGGAAAUUUACAUCUGGCAU